Molecule: messenger RNA, 3066 nt
Organism: Myotis daubentonii (Daubenton's bat)
Lineage: Eukaryota; Metazoa; Chordata; Mammalia; Chiroptera; Vespertilionidae
Gene: KIFAP3
Product: kinesin associated protein 3
Biological process (GO): cilium organization; microtubule-based movement
Cellular component (GO): ciliary transition zone; axoneme; kinesin II complex
Molecular function (GO): kinesin binding
Source: RefSeq, a predicted model, not a curated record
GGAGCUGGGUGAGGCGGAGCUGACUGCGGCGCCUACGAGCCGGUCUGGGCGGCUCCAGUGUUUUGGGGCCUGGGAACUGUGGGAGGAGCCGGCGGCCUCACCUUGGUAACCACAUCGCUGCCCCGGCUCGGUCUUGCAGGCCUCCGCGCUGUCAUCGCCUUUGGGGGCCCGGGGACUUUGGCCACCGUUUCCGGAAGUAGCUCUGCAGGCCUCUUUGAGGCACCCCCAUCCUCCCCACGCCGCCGCCGCCGCCGCCACCAUGCAGGGGGAGGACGCCAGAUACCUCAAAAGGAAAGUUAAAGGAGGAAAUAUUGAUGUACAUCCAUCAGAAAAAGCACUCAUUGUUCAAUAUGAAGUGGAAGCUACCAUUCUUGGAGAAAUGGGGGAUCCCAUGUUGGGAGAACGAAAAGAAUGCCAAAAAAUCAUUCGUCUUAAGAGUCUCAAUGCCAACACAGAUAUAACUUCCCUGGCACGGAAGGUGGUUGAAGAAUGUAAACUCAUUCAUCCCUCAAAACUAAAUGAGGUAGAGCAGCUGUUGUACUAUCUCCAGAACCGCCGAGAUUCCUUGUCAGGAAAGGAAAAAAAAGAAAAAACAAGCAAACCUAAAGAUCCACCUCCUUUUGAAGGAAUGGAGAUUGAUGAAGUUGCUAACAUUAAUGAUAUGGAUGAAUACAUUGAGUUAUUGUAUGAAGAUAUACCUGACAAGGUUCGGGGUUCUGCUUUGAUCCUGCAACUUGCUCGAAAUCCUGAUAACUUGGAAGAACUACUAUUAAAUGAAACUGCCCUUGGUGCAUUAGCAAGAGUCCUGAGAGAAGACUGGAAGCAAAGUGUUGAGUUAGCCACAAAUAUAAUUUACAUCUUUUUCUGUUUUUCCAGCUUUUCUCAGUUUCAUGGACUUAUCACUCACUAUAAAAUUGGAGCUUUGUGUAUGAAUAUCAUUGAUCAUGAAUUAAAAAGACAUGAGCUUUGGCAAGAAGAACUUUCUAAGAAGAAGAAAGCUGUUGAUGAAGACCCUGAAAACCAAACUUUGAGAAAAGAGUAUGAAAAAACCUUUAAAAAAUACCAGGGGCUUGUGGUAAAACAGGAACAGCUCUUACGAGUUGCUCUUUAUUUGCUUCUGAAUCUUGCUGAGGAUACGCGCACAGAACUGAAGAUGAGGAAUAAGAACAUAGUUCACAUGUUGGUGAAGGCUCUUGAUCGGGACAAUUUUGAGCUGCUUAUUCUAGUUGUGUCAUUCUUGAAGAAACUCAGCAUUUUUAUGGAGAACAAAAAUGAUAUGGUGGAAAUGGAUAUUGUUGAAAAACUGGUAAAAAUGGUACCUUGUGAGCAUGAAGACCUGCUGAAUAUCACCCUCCGACUUCUAUUAAACUUGUCCUUUGACACAGGACUGAGAAAUAAGAUGGUACAAGUUGGACUGCUUCCCAAACUCACUGCACUCCUAGGCAAUGAAAACUACAAACAGAUAGCAAUGUGUGUACUUUACCACAUAAGCAUGGACGACCGCUUUAAAUCAAUGUUCGCAUACACUGACUGUAUACCACAGUUAAUGAAGAUGCUCUUUGAAUGUUCAGAUGAACGAAUUGACUUGGAACUGAUUUCUUUCUGCAUUAAUCUUGCUGCUAAUAAAAGAAAUGUACAGCUUAUCUGUGAAGGAAAUGGGCUAAAGAUGCUCAUGAAGAGGGCUCUGAAAUUCAAGGACCCACUGCUAAUGAAAAUGAUUAGGAACAUUUCUCAGCACGAUGGACCAACUAAAAACUUAUUUAUUGAUUAUGUUGGGGAUCUUGCAGCCCAGAUCUCUAAUGAUGAAGAGGAGGAGUUUGUGAUUGAGUGUUUGGGAACACUUGCAAACUUGACCAUUCCAGACUUAGACUGGGAAUUGGUGCUGAAGGAGUACAAGCUGGUUCCAUACCUCAAGGAUAAACUAAAACCAGGUACUGCAGAAGAUGACCUCGUUUUGGAAGUAGUGAUAAUGAUUGGAACUGUGUCUAUGGAUGACUCUUGUGCUGCAUUGCUAGCCAAGUCUGGGAUAAUCCCUGCACUCAUUGAACUGCUGAAUGCUCAACAAGAAGAUGAUGAAUUUGUGUGCCAGAUAAUUUAUGUCUUCUAUCAGAUGGUUUUCCACCAAGCCACGAGAGAUGUCAUAAUUAAAGAAACACAGGCUCCAGCAUAUCUUAUAGAUCUGAUGCAUGAUAAAAAUAAUGAAAUCCGAAAGGUCUGUGAUAAUACAUUAGAUAUUAUAGCGGAAUAUGAUGAAGAAUGGGCUAAGAAAAUUCAGAGUGAAAAGUUCCGCUGGCAUAACUCUCAGUGGCUGGAAAUGGUAGAGAGUCGUCAGAUGGAUGAGAGUGAGCAAUAUUUGUAUGGUGAUGAUCGAAUUGAGCCUUACAUCCAUGAAGGAGAUAUUCUUGAAAGACCUGACCUUUUCUACAGCUCAGAUGGGCUAAUUGCCUCUGAAGGAGCCAUAAGUCCAGAUUUCUUCAAUGAUUAUCACCUUCAAAAUGGAGAUGUGGUUGGGCAGCAUUCAUUUCCUGGCAGCACUUUUCAUCCAAGGAUUUCAAAGUGCUUUACAAACAUGCGCUAAUUAAACCUCCCAAACAGCCAGAGCCUUGGAAUGGAUGGCUUUGGCCAGCCCAUUGGCAUUCUUGGACGCCCAGCCACAGCGUAUGGAUUCCGCCCUGAUGAACCUUACUACUAUGGCUACGGAUCUCGAUAAAGUCGUCCCUUUCCAUAUGUGCUCUUAGCUUAGAAGAAACCUGUGUGGGUUGGGUUGACUUGGAAUAUUGAGCUAAUAAUGCAUGUUGAUGCUAUUGCAGGUCUGUGCUUGUUUUUAUUGUUUCAUGUUGUUAGCUGCAGGUUAACUGCAACCCUAUGUCCCCUGUUAAGUAGAGUGAAUGCUUGACACUGUUCAUCAUCGAGCCAUAUCUUGAUGCUGGAUAACAUUUCCCUUGAGACUCAGAAGUGGAUGCUGAAAAGCAACUAGACUGGAAAACAAACACUACAUUAUGUACAUUAAGUGACUAAUUUAAUUUCUAUUAAAAAGAAACAUAAAGUACAAAUGAAUUAGAGAAA